Prorocentrum cordatum is the source of this 3621-nucleotide messenger RNA. NCBI's taxonomy places the organism in Eukaryota, Dinophyceae, Prorocentrales, Prorocentraceae. The record is from the annotation of a GenBank genome assembly.
AUGGGGCAGCAUAUUAUGAAGUCUCUGGCCGCCCUCCCUCCGAGAAGUUCCGUAGUGCCCGAUCGGCUCAAGCUGUUUGAUUGCACGCGCCUUUCGUGCCGACCCCUCUCUUUUGCGGCUGCCAUGGCGAGGGAGAACGCGAUCCUCCCCAAGACCCUCCGCGAGACUCUCGGGGACGCCGUUGGGGACGAGAGCAUCAAUUUCGGCGAGGCCCUCGCGCGCGCCGACGGCAUGAAACCCCACUUCCACGCUGGCCUCCCACACGGCCACGUAGGGCAAGAGGGGCUGUCGCAGAUCGCGGAUCUUCCUGCUGCGCCCAUGAACGUCCACGCAGGCACGAAGAUCUCUUACUUCGGGGAUCUGCCGAUGAACCAGGCUUACGAGGAGAUCACGGACAGUGACGGGAAAAAGGUCGGUGUCCUCACUGACUGGAAGGACGCUCAUGGGCAACCGUGCCGUUUGGACGUGGUCAAGGACCUUGCCACGAAGUCCUAUUUCAGUGGCCUCCCUCCACCGUUCAACCUCAAGAGCCAGCCUGGUGGGCCGUACGUCGUGCAGAUUUUCGUCUUGGGCGCUGGCGAUGGCAAAGUGCACAUUUUCAAGGACGUUGACCUGAAGGGCCAGUUCCUGGAGAUGGCCAACUGCGAGCCCAUGUGUCAUGGUACGGGCGUCGUGUAUCAGUAUGGGAACCAAUACAGAGCAGGCCGCAAUGCGAUCUGUUACCUCCUGGAGAAACUCGGCGGCCUACAGAUUCGCUUCUCCACGCUGACCGCCGCGGCAAAGCCUGCCGAGCGCGCGACCGAGUGGGAUGAGAAGCAGGAAGGGUACCGCUACAUCGAGAAGAAGGGCCCGAAGAGCAACAACCGCAAUCAGUUCAUGGAGUUCGCGGACAAGGAGAUCAACGACCCGCAGUCGAAAAUCUACGGCUGGGGGGGGUCCCGCGUGGUCCAGGCGCUGCGGAACCACGCGAGCGGGCGCAUCAACGCCAAGCGCCUCUCUGUCUGGGUGCUCACGCUGAAGGACUUCGAGCCGUGGUUCAUCAACGAGGUGCUCGUGAAGAUCCUGCCAACUCUCCGCCGCAACGGCGUGCUCUGGAUCGGCAAGACCAGGGUGGGGAAGUCGACGGCGUCGAAGACACUUGCGUUCUUGAUGUCAAUGCUCGAGAUCGAUGCACUUGAGGGCGAUGACAGGGAGGGCGCACCUGAGCCUUCAAUUGUCACCGCCAAGCACUUUGAUUUCUUCAAGGGCGAGCCCGUGGAGAGGGUGCUGCCCGCGGUGUUCGACGACGGGGACUUGCACAAGCAGGACGCGUCCGUGUUAAAGGCUUUCCUCAACCCGAGCGAGGAGGAUUCCACGCUGUGGGCGAGGUGGGGGCCCAGCACGUUCGCCCCAGGGGCGCCCCGCCAGGCCGUGAACAACAGCUACGACAAUGCUAUGGAGAAGCGGAUGGUGGCGGACUGGCGCCAAGGGAAAUUAAUGGUGAUCACGAUCCAGCAGCUCAUGGCCCUCAUCGCGCCCUCCUUGAAGCAGAUCACGGAGGAAGAGGACAUGAAGGCCCUGCUCGCGAGGUCCCACGUCGUCGUGACCACGGACACGCGCGUGUACUUCCGUUUGGCAUCAAAUGAGUUUCCAGAGGACGGCGUCGUGCCUUUCUACACAUACAGCAAGAAGUCAAAGCCUGACCUCUUCAACUACUCGCCCGAGGCGCGCGCGUGCUUCGGCAGGUGCAAGGACGACCCGACCUCUCCGAACAACUACCCGUCCGACUUCAAGGAGAAGGCGGAGUGGUCCUUGAAUUUUGCGAAGCGCUUGAUGCGCGGCGAACAAGUGCCCACUGUGUCGACCACCCGCGGGACCUCGCUCUUCGGGGAGCCCGUGCACAGGGUUCAGCCAGAGGCCGCGCCCCCGCCAGCGGGCGCGCCCGCGGCCCCGAUGGCAGCCGAAGCCGCGCCAGAGGAGGGCCCGCCAACGGCUCAGCCAGAGGCCGUGUUCACGCCAGCGGGCGCGCCCGCGGCCCCGCGCGACCGCCUCGGGGGCGACCGCGGCGACUACGAGGGCGAGGAAGAGCCGCCGCUCGGGACCCCCGCGCAGGAGAUCGAGCGGCUCUGGGGGCUCCACCAGGCAGGCGCCAUCACGCUCGCGGAGUUCAACGUCUUGAAGAAGAGUGCGAUCAGCGAAGGGUUCAAGGCCUUGCAGAAGGUUGCGUCCGCCAAGAAGGAGGAUCGCAGCGCCAAGCGGGAGCAGAUGCCUCGCGCGCCAAUCAAGCGGGGCCCGACCGAGGGGGCUGCCAAGCGGGAGGUGUUCGAGGCGAAGCCCGUUGACAAAGAGACGAUCCAGGGGCUCUUCCCAGGCUCGGGGAGUGCAGAAGUCGGGCGGUGCUCGCGAGGCGUCAUAGGCAUGGCGCGCACGUGCAACAACAUCAAGGGCUUCAAGAAGGCGCUCGACGCGGCGACUUUCGACACGAGGGAGGAGUUUCUCGCUGUUGUCAAGUGCGCCAACAUCGAGGGCAUGUCGCCGAAUCCGAAGGACCCCACGACGCCGCUGAUGGUCUUUGCCCAGCACUCCGGCGUGGUUCCCGAUGAGUACUGCUGCCAGGUGUGCGGCUCUGAGUUCACCAUGAAGGUCAUGUCUGGGACGUCUGACCGCGCGGCGCGCUGGCAGUGGCGGGGCCCUCGGCACGACCGCGCCAGCAGCUGCGACGCAUGCGGCGACGUUGAGAUUUCAAUGACGAAGGGCACCCUGUUGGCAGACGUCAAGGCGUCAAACUGGCUCCCAUUCUUCGACUGCAUGGUCAUGUGGGCCAAGGAGUACCCGCACUUGAAGAUCGUCCACGAGCUGGGCAAGCAGCACAACGUCGCGGGCCCCUGGAUGGAGAAGUUCCAGGAUGCCGCCGCGUCUUACAUCGCCGACAAGAUCCCCCCCGAAGCUGCACGAGGCCUUCAAGAAACGGGCCAAGGCCAAUGGCAAGAAGGGCGCGAAAGAAAGACUAUCUCCAAGAAGAAGCCAGCCAAAUUCAUAGUGCAGGCUGACGAGGUCUUCCUGAACAAGUCCAAGGUCAGCCGCCUCGAGCCAGGCACCCGCCCCAAGAAGGACAAAGUAUGGCUGCGGGGCGCGGUCGCUCAGGGCAGCCCAGAGAACUUCGUCUUCCGAGUCUUGGGGCACCCAGAGGACGCGUUCGACGGGCGCCCCCGCGGCAAGCAGGAGAUGGUGACGAAUUUCGACACGCUGGGCCUCCGCAAGGGCAUGAUCGUCGCCACGGACGGGUGGAAGGCCACGAUCGCCGCCAUCAGGCGAAUCAAGGACAGGGAUGGAUGGUCGGACAGGGACCUGAAGCACGAGAUCGUCGUCCACUCCAACGGGGAUGUCAAGAACCAGCGCGGCUACACGACGAACCACAUCGAGAACCGUUGGACGGUCCUCAAGAGGUGGCUCAAGAAGCGCCUUGGCGGUCGCCUGCCGACUACCUCGGAUCGGCGGAAGUGGGCCCGCUGGGUGACGGAGUUCCAGUACAGGAAGAACGUCACAAAGACGCACUCGGUCGAUGGCGGCAACACCUACUCCCUGCCGACGAAGGCGUUCCUCUCCCACGUGGCGGAGGUCACGCUGGCUGGGGGGCUUUGA